This is a messenger RNA of Solanum verrucosum, 762 nucleotides long. RefSeq names its product 60S ribosomal protein L24-like. NCBI's taxonomy places the organism in Eukaryota, Viridiplantae, Streptophyta, Magnoliopsida, Solanales, Solanaceae. The transcript is spliced from 5 exons. Gene Ontology annotation, cellular component: cytosolic large ribosomal subunit. The record is from RefSeq and is a predicted model, not a curated record. Gene Ontology annotation, molecular function: structural constituent of ribosome; mRNA binding. Gene Ontology annotation, biological process: cytoplasmic translation. The coding region runs from base 72 to 563 and encodes 163 amino acids.
UUGUUGACUAGGGUUUUAUUUUCUCCAUUUUUGGAACAUCACUACGGAGAAAGCUCGCAGCUGUAUCAGCAAUGGUGCUCAAGACGGAACUCUGUCGUUUCAGUGGUGCCAAGAUAUAUCCUGGGAGGGGAAUCAGAUUUAUUCGUUCUGAUUCUCAGGUGUUUCUAUUUGUCAACUCAAAAUGCAAACACUACUUCCACAAUCGCCUGAAGCCUUCAAAACUUACAUGGACAGCUAUGUAUAGGAAGCAACACAAGAAGGAUAUUGCCCAAGAAGCUGCUAAGAAGAGGCGCCGCACAACAAAGAAGCCUUACUCCAGGUCCAUUGUAGGUGCAACCUUAGAGGUUAUCCAGAAGAAGAGAACUGAAAGGCCAGAAGUUCGAGAUGCUGCCAGGGAGGCUGCUCUCCGUGAAAUCAAGGAAAGGAUCAAGAAGACCAAGGAUGAGAAGAAAGCCAAGAAGGCUGAGGUGCAGGCCAAGUCACAAAAAGCUGGAGGUAAGGUUAACGUCUCUAAGGGUGGAUCAAAAGGACCUAAGCUUGGUGGUGGCGGUGGAAAACGUUAAGCAACAUUUUGUUUUUUUACUUGUAAGUCAGUUGAGAGUUUUUUUCACGGCACUGUAAGUGGCAUCAUUUACCAGUCUUAUUGUAGUCAAAACAGCAGACAGUAAUUUCUCUAAACAAAUGUUUUUGCAUUUUAAUGUUGCUAUUGAUUCGUUGAUGGACUGCAGUUAAAUGCAGUUCUUCUCAGUUCUCGCUCUUAAA